This is a messenger RNA of Trametes versicolor FP-101664 SS1, 3987 nucleotides long. RefSeq lists its product as uncharacterized. Gene Ontology annotation, molecular function: protein binding. The transcript is spliced from 2 exons. Lineage: Eukaryota; Fungi; Basidiomycota; Agaricomycetes; Polyporales; Polyporaceae. The coding region runs from base 52 to 2913 and encodes 953 amino acids. The record is from RefSeq and is a predicted model, not a curated record.
GAGAAAGGGUCCUUGUCCCGGAGCUCACAGGCUGCCCUGUAUGCGAGACACAUGCAAUGUAACUGGUCGAAGACGGCCAGCUUCCUUCUGCGGAACUACCCAGCCAAAACCUCCUUUCGCUCUUGCGCGAGGAUCACGCAGUUGACCCCGCGUGUGGGUCGCUACACAAUCCCGCCCACAGGACUUCUUCCUCACCUACGGGGGUUUCGAGGUCUUGCUACUUCUGCUACCCCCUCUACACUACAAGGCGACACUAAACCUUCCGAACCUGACGGUGUUACCACUUCCAUCCGCGAGACCUCUGCAGGACUUUCCGCUGCCCAGAUCUCGCGUGCCGCCGCGCAGGCGGUUCGCCUCUCGGUUCAAGAGGGGAACUAUGGAGAUGCGUUGUACGUGGUCAACUCUGCCUGCCACUCCGUUCUGCAAGGCCCCCUCGACGCCAGCGCCCAGCGCGCAUCCCGUCUCCAACCUAUCCAAUUCGGCUGUGCCGUCUCUCCUCGUCUUUCGGCACACUCCUUCCUACACGGCCUUAUACGCGCGGGAUACGCCAAGAAGGCUGAGACCUAUGCUCGACUUAUGCUACGUGCUGGCAUCCCAAUCCGCUCCAGCACGCUUGAGUCCGUCGUCUCCUCUCUGGUUGCUUCUCCCUCUAGCUUGCCCAAGUUUGGACCAUUUGCGCGCAUCAUUCCCCGGAAGCCCGCUAUCGACCAUCCUUCAGCGAUGCAGUUGCGGAGUGACCGGGUAACAGACAAGUGCGCCCGCGCUGCCCUCACUCUACUGCAGGAGGCUCGCAUCUUUGGCCAACGACGGACGGAACGGAUGUACAAAGUCCUGAUCGGGACACUUCUCAUGCAAGGGGAAAUCCUGGUUGCUUCAUUGCUCUUCGUGCUGCUGUUGAAGGACUUCGAGCUGCGGAAGCGGGAGGUCAUUGACAACGACGACCGCGGCGGACCCAAUUACAUCACCCACGACACCCUCCGUCAAUCCCUUCCUUCGCGCGCUGCUCUGGUCGAUAUGCCGUUUCCCAACCCUCAAAUCAUGCGCAUGAUCGUAGAUGCUAUCGCUGCGAAAAACGAGUUGGAGUCGGAUUCGCCUACUUCCCAGUACUUGCAAAGCCUCGCCAUCUUCGCGAUGCUCCUGGACACCGGCCAGAUUGGACACCCCCGUGUGGCCUCCCUCAUCGCCGCUUUGUACCAGUGUCCCAAGACCUCAGCGCGUGUCUGGAUAUUGCGAGACGGCAAACCUGUGCGCGUAGGAGCGUACACGUAUAUCCACGGGGUGCUCAAGCGACUCAUCUGCGCCUUGGGGACGGGUCACCCUACGCGUCCUACCCCGGAGCUGUCUAGGAAAGCGUACAACUCGCUGCUCUCGUAUGCACUACGACACCGUCUCUCCCCGGAGAUGGCGUCGACCGUGCUCCAGCACAUGUGUGUUGUUCGCGAACCGCCCUUUGCUCCGGACCUUGUCACGUACAACAUCUUGCUGCGUUCGGGAACGCUCCUGCGGAACAUGUCAAUCAGCGAAGCUGUACUCACGGUGUUGCGCAAUACAACGAAAGACGGGACGCUUCAAACUAUGUUCGGCCAACUCGAGGCUGACAGAGUCAAGGCACUGGACGCGGCGGCACCUUCGAAGUCUGCGGACGGCAGCGAGCGGACGGCGUCGUCCGAAGGGGAAAGAGUGAUAACGCGUAACGCGCCCAGCCUCGACCGCACUUUGCAGCGACUCCAGAUGAAGACUUUGACCUUACCGGAGAGCGUUCGCAACCCCACCCGGAAGAUAGCAUCCGACCAGUACACGCUUUCAAGCUUCGUGACCCACUUGACGUCGACCGGGCAGCCUGAGGCAAUAACCAAGAUGCUAUUCAAGGUCCUCCCCGAGCUUCACCUCAUCCGUCACCCCGCGCGGGCCUCCGAAUUCCCCGAGCGCAUUCCACAGCGGUUCGACCGCACGAAGGCCCUCCAGCGUGCGGUCGCCCAUGGGCCGUACGUGUACGCGAGCCUCAUCAACGCACUCGCGAAGGCCGGCGACGUCGGGCUUGCGGAGCGCGUGCUCAUCCUCGCCCAGCGCGCGGAGCGUGCCAGCCACACCGGGCUCGUCCCGGACGUCGAUCCGUGGCGGCUCUCCGUGCACGCGUACACCGCGAUGAUGCAAGCCUACGCGAAGGCCGCGCGAGGCCGCAAGCGCGCCCCGCAUCAUGUGGGCGCAGAGCUGCUGCAGGAGAGCGAGGGGCGCGUGCACGCGCUCACGCACCAGAACCAGCGGCACGGCUACGCGCUCUUCGUGCAGAUGAUGAGCGAGCAGGACCGCCGACCGCGCACGCUCACGAGGCCGCAGCAGUCGCGGCGGAACGCGAAGCUGCUGUAUCGCUCGAUGACGUCGGGCGGGCGGGCGGUGCUCGAGGGGCUAGUCCGCAACAAGGCCGUUAAUCCGGGACGCACGAGGAAGAUGUCGCGGGAGGCGUACAAGAUCAAGCCAGACGCGCGAUUCUUCAACGCCGCGCUCGCGCUCUUCGCACCUCGCCCCAAACGUACGGACAACCGCCGCCGUUCUCGCGCUCACUGGGAACGUCAGUUGCGGCUCGACAGGACGCGGCAGCACUCGGGUACUGCUCCGAAGGCGUCGGCGACGCUGCAAAAGCUCGCGAAGUGGAUGGUGACCUCUGGCUUCGAUGUGCCCCUAGGCUACCGCCCUCUGUUGAAAGGGACAGCGAAGACGGAUAACUGGGAUGCGAGAUGGUCGCGGAAGACACUGGUCUGCUAUCCCUAUGCGUUCCCGAGGCUCCGAAGACACUGCUCCCAGCCCUUCAGCAUUCCUACCUUCAAGACACGAGGCUUGCCUAUAGGACGGAGGACUGUGAGGCGUACGCGGAAAUCGGCGAAAGGACUCAACACGGUAGACACUGUAACAUAGGCGCAUGUAAUUCCUCCAACGUAUAUAACAGUACGGUUAAUGCAGAACAGUUGAUUCACAGUCAUUGUCGUUCAGUUGAUAAUAAGCAAGCUUUAGAUUAUAGGUCUAACUAUGUCAACGCUACGUAGAUAUGUCUUCCGGGGCUGGCGGCGGCGGCGGCUCUAAAUGUGCGACGAUGAUACCUUUUCUAGCAUCUCUCGGCUUCCACUCCCUCCCCACUCCAGCAAGGCUUUGCAGUGUCCGCUCGACCUUCUCCUGAACUAGCGCGGGGUCCACCCCUCUGUCUAGCUUGUCGGACGACCUGUUCUUCUCUUUCUUCGGUGGCGGUGGAAGGAUGAAGACCGCCUCCACGCGCUCGCCGCCCCGCAAUGCGGACUCGAUGGACUUGAGGCCCUCCCAAGACGCGCCGUCACUAUCCACCCACUUCAGGUCCACGGUCCUCUUCCGGCGCAGCGACUCCAAGAACACCGCUACCGCCUGCUUGUGCACCGUGCGCUCCUUGUACUCCUUCCCGACCUCCUCCAGGAACGCCAACGCCUCCGCGAUCAUCUUCUCCUGCUGCGCGGGGCUCGGGAGCACCUGCCCCUUCUUCGGCGCGAAGACGAGGUUGACGCGGUGCCCGUCCGCGAGGUCCGCGCGCACCUUCUUCAGCUUGAACUCCAUGUCCGCCGCGCCGACGCCCCAGGUGAGCUGCACCUCCUUCUCCUCGGGCGGCUUCUUGCUCGCGUGCACCCGCUUCUUCGUCUUCUCGCGGUCGUACAGCAGCUUGCGGUCGUGCAUCUUCACGAUCGGCUCUGGCUCGGUCGUCAUGAGCUCGAGGAAGUGCGUCUUCGGGUUCAUGCCCGCGAGGAUGACGCGCAGGGACGCGGGCGGGUUGAGCGCGCCCGUCUCUGGGUUCACGAGGCGCACCACCGGGUUCUUGAUCUCCUCAUUACGCGGCUUGCGGUGCUCCCGCGAACCCUUUUUCUCGUCCGGAGGUGGAGGCGUGCUAAUUCUCUGUUCCUGCAGGGCGCGAGACUUGCUGGGUUGCGCCCGAGGCGCGGACGCACGCGAGGCGUGAGGCGGAGGGUCGCG